AACAUUUCCACUCGAAAUUUAACGAUCCACAAAGUAGCAUUGUUCUAUUGUUGUGCAGUUAAUUAAUAUUAAAUUAAAAUUAAGUUGAUAUUAUAAUUUUUUAUUUGUUAAAAGCUCUUGUGAUUUUAUAUUAUAUUUUAUCAUUGAUAAAUUCCAUUUUUGUGUUUAAUCAAUCAUAUAGUUACUAUAAAUUAUAAACAGUUUAAUACUAUAGCUUUCAUACAUAUCUAGUCUAAAUGAAAAAAUUGUAAAAUAUUCAUCAGUUAAAAAAUGAUCUGUGAUUUUGGUUUUUAGCAAAAGGUGUCUACAAAAGACAAUUUUUCGAAAACUUUGACAUUUUUUAAAAAUUAAACCGCAUGGAAACCAAAUUUGUAUUUAAACAGUUGAAUAAUUUCAACCUAAAUCACCGAACAGACGGUGAUAGGUAUUUGGCCACUAAGAAUAUAUUAGGUAGCCGCAUGAGGAGAAUUGGAGUUAGGAAGCGAAAAAGUAAACAAAUUAAGUUAACGGAAUGGCGGACAAUGUCAAUACAGCCGAUCCAGAAGCAAAUUUAUUAAAUAUUAAUAAGGCUAUCAAAAUUAGUGAUCUCGUUAAUAAUAUUAAUAAUGUUAAAGAAAAUAAAACACAAUGCAAUUUACUUUCUCCGAACAAUGAUACUAGAAAUAACAUAACUAUAGAUAAUAAGAAUCAUGUUACCUUUUAUAAUAAUGAAUCUAAUCAUAUUUGUUCCAAACACUUCAAUGAUUCAUACACUUCAUACACUACUACAGAUUCAGAUGAAUCCUCAUCUUCAUCAUCAACAGAAACACUUAAUAGAGCACCCGAUGGUGGAUGGGGAUGGGUUGUAGUGUUUGCAUCAUUCAUGGUCAAUUUAAUAGCUGAUGGUGUAACUUUUUCAUUUGGUGUUAUAUUCAUAGAAUUUGAAAAAUACUUUGAUGAAGGAAAAAGUAAAACUGCAUGGAUAGGUUCUCUUUUUAUGGCUGUUCCACUUCUUUCAGGACCAAUAGCUAGUUUUUUGACUGAUAGAUAUGGCUGUCAAAAAGUUACAAUUAUUGGCUCAAUAAUAGCAUCUACUGGAUUUGUUCUGUCUGCAUUUGCAGAUUCUUUAAUUGUUUUGUUUAUUACCUUUGGGUUUAUAUCUGGAUUUGGUUUAUCAUUAUGUUAUGUCGCUGCUGUUGUGAUAGUUGCUUACUAUUUUGAUAAAAAACGAUCAUUUGCAACUGGACUAUCAGUAUGUGGAAGUGGUAUUGGUACAGUUAUAUUUGCUCCAGUUAAUCAUAUGCUUUUAAGUUAUUUUGGAUGGAGAGGUUGUACAUUAAUCUUAGCUGGUCUUUUUUUAAAUUUGUGUAUAUUUGGUAUGCUUAUGAGAGAUCUUCCAUGGACCAAAGAAAAACUACAAAAUGAGAGAAAAAAGAAAAAACAUGCUAGGCUUAUCAAACGCAGAUUAAAGUCUACAACCAGCUAUGACCGACAUUCCCAACACACUCAAUUGCAAACAUCGCCUAUGUCAGGAAGCAAUGAAGAAGUAGAAAAUACGAUACCAAUAGAUUUAGAAAAUGAACGUGGGUUACCAAACAUUACCAAAGAUUUACGACUGUGUAAUUCCCUUGUAAAUUUACCUACAUUUAUAAGAAAUCAUGAGAAUGUUCCUUUAGAAGUACUUGAAGCUCUUACCCAAAAAAAACAUUUGUACUCUGUGUUAAUACAAAAUUAUCCUAGUUUGCUAUUACCAUCAAGAAGUUUCAGUGAUAGUGGACGUUUAAAUGAUUUGGGAAAUUUAUCACCAACACAAAGUUUACAUUUACAAAAACUGUUAGACUUGCAUACAAAACUUGAAGAACAAUCAAAUAAAAAUCCAUUUGUUAACAAUGUAGAUGAAAAAAUAGAAUCAGUUCCUAUUAACAAUGAGUAUGAUGUCCUUAAAAAUAAUGAUGAUUAUAUUUGGUGGAUAAAAAAAGAUAAUCAACAAGUUAAACGGCUUCAAACUGCGUAUCUACAAGAUAUUAAAAUUCAUAGACAUUCAUUAACAUAUAGAGGAGCAAUGCUCAAUAUUAACAGAUAUCGUUUAAGAGCUUCAUCUUGCCCAAAUAUUUAUAGAAAUUCUAUGACUACAAUUGCUAAAGAAAAACAAGAAUGGUCAGCUGGUCUAUGGGAGCUUUGGUACUUACUUUUAGACAUGAUGGAUUUUUCUCAUUUCAAAAACAUGCAUUUUUUAUUAUUUGCACUUUCUAACUUUCUUUUAUAUACAUGGUAUGAUGUGCCUUAUGUUUAUUUGGCUGACCUGGCUACACUUAGAGGGUAUACUCAAGAAGAUGCAUCAUAUUUAAUUAGUAUGAUUGGAUUUUUAAAUAUGUUUGGAGAGGUAUUAUUAGGUUGGGCUGGAGACAAAGCGUGGGUUAAUGCUAAUACUGUAUAUGCUGGUUCAAUGGUGUUAUGCGGAAUUGUAAUUGCUUUAGUUCCACUGUUUAAAAGUUAUGCCAGCCUUUCAAUAUUAUCUGCAUUGUUUGGCUUAUUCAUAUCUGCUAAUUACUCAUUUACUUCAAUUAUAUUAGUUGAAAUAAUCACAUUAGAACGGUUUACCAAUGCUUAUGGUGUAUUGCUAUUAGUUCAAGGAAUCGCUAAUUUAAUUGGACCACCUCUUGCUGGUGGCAUCUAUGACAUAACACAGACGUAUGACUUGUCCUUUUACUUAGGAGGAUUCUUCAUAGCAAUUUCAGGAUUUUUAUUAUGCGUUUAUCCACUUGUUAAAAUGAUUUCAAGACGUAGAAGAAACCAAAUUUUAAGUAAUCACAAAAAUAAAAUAAACGAUAUUGCUACUCCAGAUUGUAAAAAGUGUAGUACAUUAAAUAAUGACAUUUUAUUUAUUCCCAAAAGACAUUCAAUCUCAGCUACCAACGUCUAACAAGUGAAGUUAAUAAUGAACCUGAAAAGUUUUACUUCUUAAGCUCAUUUCUUUUUCACAAUCAAAUAUUUAAAUUGACAGUUUAUUUAUUGUUUUUGUUUGAUACAAAAUCUCAUUGUUCUAUCAACCAUUUAAAAUUCAAAUUUGUUGAACUAUUAUUAGCUAAGUAUCAUGUUAUUUAUCAACUUUAGUUAUUGUCAUAAAUAUUGACUAUGCAAAGUAGUAUUUUUUUUUUUUUAUUAAAACUUAUUUUCUAAAUCCACAAUAAAAAAAAAAAUUAUUUUUUAUUGUACAAUUUUAAUGUAUUGUAUGUAUUAAUAACAGUAAUUGUAAUAUUAGU
This is a messenger RNA of Daktulosphaira vitifoliae (grape phylloxera), 3242 nucleotides long. RefSeq lists its product as uncharacterized. Lineage: Eukaryota; Metazoa; Arthropoda; Insecta; Hemiptera; Phylloxeridae. The coding region runs from base 512 to 2902 and encodes 796 amino acids. The transcript is spliced from 9 exons. The record is from RefSeq and is a predicted model, not a curated record. Gene Ontology annotation, biological process: transmembrane transport; monocarboxylic acid transport. Gene Ontology annotation, molecular function: monocarboxylic acid transmembrane transporter activity.